This is a messenger RNA of Eurytemora carolleeae, 1458 nucleotides long. It is a transcript of the gene Aos1, whose product is annotated as SUMO-activating enzyme subunit 1. The transcript has 12 exons. Gene Ontology annotation, cellular component: cytoplasm; SUMO activating enzyme complex. NCBI's taxonomy places the organism in Eukaryota, Metazoa, Arthropoda, Copepoda, Calanoida, Temoridae. The record is from RefSeq and is a predicted model, not a curated record. The coding region runs from base 17 to 1054 and encodes 345 amino acids. Gene Ontology annotation, molecular function: SUMO activating enzyme activity. Gene Ontology annotation, biological process: protein sumoylation.
UGUUUUUUCAGAGAAAAUGGUUGAACAGGAGAACAUCCAGAUCUCUGAGCAGGAGGCCCAGCUGUAUGAUCGACAGAUCAGAUUGUGGGGAUUAGACGCACAGAAGAGACUAAGAUCUGCCAAGGUUUGUCUCAUCGGUAUGCGAGGACUAGGAUGCGAGGUAGCAAAGAAUCUAGUUCUGUCUGGUAUUAACAGCUUGAAGAUGGUGGAUCCAGCCAAUGUUACUGAGGAAGACGCAACCAGCCAGUUCCUAGCUCCCAGGGAUAAGAUCGGAAGCAAUAGAGCUGAAGCCUCCUUGGAGCGGGUGCAGCAGCUUAACCCUAUGGUUGAGGUGACAGCUGAUAAAUCCCCAUCAACGGAGAAGGAAGCAGAAUUUUUUAAACAGUUUACAAUUGUUAUAGCAACCUGCACUCCUAAGGAUGAGUUGGUUCGAAUCAACAGUAUUUGUAGAGCAGAGAAGAUUAAGUUCUAUGCUGGUGAUGUGAUGGGUUUCUACGGGUUCUCCUUCAUGGAUCUAGUUGAGCAUGAAUAUGUAGAGGAAGAGGUUACUCAGAACAUUCAACCAUCCCAGAGUGAGGGUGGUGAUGAACCUGGACAGAAGAAGCAGAAGCUGGAGGAGACCAUCACCAAGAGUGUCAAGAAGGCGAUGACCUUCGUUAGUCUGGCAGAGGCGCUUAAGGUUGACUGGAGCUCCGAGCUGUAUGCAAAACGUGUUAAGAGAAUGGAUCCUUCCUUCUUCCUUCUCCAGGUAUUGUUUGAGUUCCAGAAUGUAGUAGGGCACCCUCCCUGCCCUGCUACUAGGGAUCAGGAUUAUGCUAAACUCCAGGAAGUCAGAAACUCAACACUGACGAAGCUGAGUGUACCAGUGGACAAGGUUUCUGAUGAACUUCUCUCUCUUCUCUUCUCUGAACUGAGUCCUGUCUGUGCCAUUGUAGGAGGAGUGCUGUCACAGGAGGUUAUCAAGGCGAUAUCGAACAAGGACUCCCCGCACAACAACUUCUUCUUCUACAACCCUGUAGACUCCUGUGGAGUGGUCGAGACUAUCGGAUAUUAGAAAACUCCUUGGGAAGGAGUUUUCAUCCUUUUCAACCUUCUUUAACUCCUCUGUAAGGAUUUUACAAACUUCCUAUUUUUUUUUAAAUCAUAAAAGAAGGAUUUGACCACCUCUAACAACCAUUACUGCUCCUAAAGGAAGCUUUACAGUCUCCUAUUUUUCCAAUUCCUUCUAAAGGAGAUUCCUCUUACUACUCCAAUAUUUUUCUUGUGACAUUUUCCUCCUUUAAAUUGUGAUUCUUUUCUCAAGGUUUUCAACGCUUAUGCUCAUUUGGUUUCUUUUCACCAUCCAUAAUAUCCCCUAUAGUCCCCUCUGCUCCUUCGUUUUCAAGCCAAAAGUGAAUGUAUGUAACUUUUAUUUCUUUUUUUAUAUUUUCGGAAAAUCAUCAAUCUUCAUUUUUCAGA